AUGAAGAUCUUCCCGUUCUUGGGGGUCGUCGUCCUCGCAGCGCUAACCCUGCCUAGGGCUGAGGGCAAAGUGUUUGGGAGGUGUGAGCUGGCGAGGGUCAUGUGGCAGCAUCGCUUCGACGUGUUUGUGGGUCACAAAGUGGCUGACUGGGUCUGCCUGGCGCAACACGAGAGCAGCUACAGAACCGACGUUGUCUACUUCAACGGCAGUAGCAGUGACUAUGGGAUCUUCCAGAUCAACAGCCUGUCCUGGUGUGAUGAUGGCCAGACUCCUGGUUCCAAGAAUGCCUGUCGAAUGUCUUGUUACAGACUUUUGGAUGAUGACAUCACAGAUGACAUGCGGUGUGCCAAGAAGAUAACCCGAAAAGCCAGAGGCCUGACUCCCUGGAAGGGCUGGGAAAACAAUUGCCAGGGAGAUGUCGACCACUAUGUCGACGGCUGCUGGUAAAUUUCUGGUGAGGCUGACAAUCAGCAAUGGAGAAGAUGGCGC
Sphaerodactylus townsendi is the source of this 489-nucleotide messenger RNA. Its product is annotated as lysozyme C-like. The transcript is spliced from 4 exons. The record is from RefSeq and is a predicted model, not a curated record. Lineage: Eukaryota; Metazoa; Chordata; Lepidosauria; Squamata; Sphaerodactylidae. The coding region runs from base 1 to 447 and encodes 148 amino acids. Gene Ontology annotation, molecular function: lysozyme activity.